Amoebophrya sp. A120 is the source of this 1158-nucleotide messenger RNA. NCBI's taxonomy places the organism in Eukaryota, Dinophyceae, Syndiniales, Amoebophryaceae. The record is from the annotation of a GenBank genome assembly.
GUUUUUGCUUCAGGUUUAUGAACAAUUUCCUUCUGAAACAAGACCCUCCCUCACAGACGGAAACGCGACAGUUUUUUUUUUGAAUUUGUGUACUUAUCUAUCGUACUCCUCCGCACCUUGAAUCAAUCCCCACACGACCAGCACGAUACGCAAAGCACGGACGUCGAAGUGAAAAAAAACCAAAACAACUAUGGAUCUCCUUUUCGAUUUCGCAGUCUUUGUCUUCCUGGUCGUGGUGUUUGUCACACUCUGGCGCCACCCGAAGUACAAUCCGGCCAAGCUGAUCUUGGACCGCUUCACCCUCGGCACACUGGAGGAGGAGCUCGCCCGGCGGGACCGGCGGCGGCAACAGAGGAGGGCGGCGAACGCGCCGCCGGUGAACCUCACCGGGGACGACGCCCUGGUUGGCCGGGAAAUGGUGUCCGUGCAACCCGACUCGCCCACAAAUUCCAGCACGACCAUAUUGCAAUGAAAAAUGCCCCCACCUCACACUUGGCAGCAUUUGUAUUGCAAACCUUUCCAAUAGAUGAAACAUUUGCCGUCUUGCAUAUCUCAGCAUCACAAAUUUUCCAUGCUGAAUAGCUCGAAUUUGUGUUGCGAAGGGGCCCAACAGCAGCCGGAUCUGUUAUGCACAAGGCACCUUGCGCACCUAGAUUGUACAUCAGAAAGGCUCGCAAUCCUUUCAUGCAAGACAAAAAGCUUUCAUUUGGAAACAUUGCAUGACAAACUUUUGCAAGAAAGUCGGGGGUGGGGGCAUUUUUCAUUGUAAUAGACCAGCUCGCGGGGCAGCAGAUCCGGGCUGAUCAAGAAGAAACUGGAUCGGCAAGGGAAGAAUGGUAGCAAUGUGCGUGUAAACUGACAUCACAUUGAUAAGUAAUCAUGACCACAAAGAAAAAAUGGAACCAGGCUCCUACAGUAGUGCAAGAGGUAGAUGAAAGUGAUCUGGUAGUCGUGAUCAACACCAGGGACGAAGGCGAUCCGCUCCAAGAUUGUCGUUUGUGCGGUGGUGUAUGCGUUUUCUUUCCUUGCUAAAAACAGAACAGGACACCAUCGGUUGUUUGCAAGCGCGCCGCAGGCGAAGCGAGAUUUUUUUUUACGUGUGCCUUCAUCUUCCGUAAGAUCUAGAUCUACAUCGACCUCAGGGUUGCAACUCCAAAG